Messenger RNA from Coffea arabica (coffee), 1611 nucleotides. The record is from RefSeq and is a predicted model, not a curated record. Lineage: Eukaryota; Viridiplantae; Streptophyta; Magnoliopsida; Gentianales; Rubiaceae.
AUGUUGAGGGGUGUCAUGAAGAAACGCUUUGUUCCUAGUCACUACCACCGUGACUUGUACCUCAAACUUCAAAAUUUAACACAAGGAGGCAAAAGCGUGGAGGACUAUCAUAAGGAGAUGGAGAUAGCCAUGUUAAGGGCCGACAUUGUCGAGGACCGGGAAGCUACUAUGGCACGAUUUUUAAGUGGAUUGAGGCCUGAAAUAGCGGAUCAAGUGGAGAUGCACCAUUAUGUGGACCUCCAUGAUAUGCUAGACAAGGCUAUUAAGAUUGAAAGGAGGCUCAAGAGGAGGGGUCCAAUUCGACAAAAUCCCAACUUCCAAGCUGGAAAUUGGAGAAGCCAACCCUUCAAGAGGGAAGUCAACCCCUCUAGUGCAUUCCCCUUGGUCAAACAAGGUGGGACAACCAAGGAGUCACUAAGGCCGAAUGCACCUUCCUCAAAACCACCCUCAAGGGGCGAUGGUAGGCCUACUCAUGAGGUAAGCAAAGUUCGAUACCGAGACACUAAGUGUUUUAAGUGUCAAGGGUUUGGACAUAUUGCUUCCCAAUGCCCAAAUCAAAGGGUUAUGCUUAUGCUACCAAAUGGGGAAGUACAAACGGAUGAGGAGGAUGAGUGUGAGGACAUGCCUCCCUUGGUUGAGGAAGAUGAGGAAUUUGAGGAGAUACCAGCUCAUGGUAAAGUUGGUAUGGUUGCAAGGCGAGCUCUAACUACUCAAGCUAGUAGAGAUGACCUUCAACGAGAGAACAUAUUUUACUCAAGGUGCCAUGUGAUGGACAAGCUUUGUAGCUUGGUAAUUGACCCAGGGAGCUGUACCAAUGUUGCUAGUGCACUCAUGGUGGAACGAUUGAACUUGCCAACAAGUGAUCACCCCCGACCUUACAAACUACAAUGGCUGAAUAAUAGUGGUGAGGUACGUGUUCAUAAGCAAGUUUUAAUUAAUUUUGCCAUUGGUAGAUAUAAAGAUGAUGUUUUAUGUGAUGUUGUGCCUAUGCAAGCUACUCAUAUUAUUUUGGGAAGGCCAUGGCAAUUUGAUAAAAGGGUCAUUUUUGAUGGAUUCUUGAAUAAGUAUUCCUUCGUGCAUAAUACCAAAAAGAUCACACUUGCACCUCUUACACCUCAACAAGUGCAUGAGGACCAAAUUGGGUUGCAAAAGGAAUAUGACAUGCAUUGUGACAAUAAAAAGAAAAAUUUGCAUGAUACAAAGAGCAAAUUGGCCGAACCAUCUUCUCCUAAAAUUGACACUUCACAUUCGGCCAUUGAAGGGAAAAAGGAGAGAAAAUCCAUCAUGCUUGCUAGAACUAGAGAUGUACGAAAGGCUUUGCACUCUAACCAGAUUUUGCUUAUCUUGUUUUGUAAAGAGUCUUUGCUCACUAAUGAACUUGGUGCUUCCUUGCCUAGUGCUAUUGCUGACCUUUUACAGGAGUACCAAGACGUAUUUCCUGAGGAUAUACCUAAUGGGUUGCCACCUUUGAGGGGAAUAGAACAUCAAAUUGAUUUCAUUCCUGGCUCUUCCCUUCCUAAUAAGGCACCAUAUAGGACUAAUCCGGAGGAAACUAAGGAGCAACAAAGAAAGAUGGAGGAUGGCGGAUGUGCACCGAUUGUAGAGCCAUAA